AUGAACUCACCUUGGGAGAUUUCACCAGAUGAACAUGCGGUCAGUCGGGUACAGUUCAUUGCCGCUGGGCCACAAAAUGGGAAAUUGACAGCAACGCAAGCGAGGGAAGUGCUGCUGAAAAGUGGACUUCCACAGAACAUCCUAGCACAGAUCUGGGCACUCUCUGAUUUGGACAAAGAUGGUCACCUCGAUGAACGAGAGUUUUCAAUAGCAAUCAAAUUGACGAGGACUGCUUUAGCGGGUUUCCCCCUCCCACCACAGCUACCACAAACUAUGCUACAAAUCUCCCCAGCAAGCUCAAUGCCCGUCAUGCCACCCCCGAUGAGGCCACCACCUAUGCCGCCAAUGUCUCAAUUCAACACGGCCCCACCGGCGGUAAUGCAAAAUGUGCUUCGCACGGGUUUUUCGACGGGACCCUGGAAAACGGGCAGAGAUUGUGGCAAUUGGGUGGUUCCACACCAGAAGAAGCUACACUUCGCUCAACAGUUCAACCAACUCGAUAAGGAACGUGUUGGUUGGUUAUCGGGAAAUGUGGCUCGAAACGUAAUGGGACAAAGUGGUCUUCCGAUGCCGACACUGGCACACAUAUGGAAUCUUUCAGAUGUGAAUAAGGAUGGCCGGCUAAACGUCGAUGAGUUCUGCAUUGCCAUCCACCUGAUCGAAAUGCACAAAGAAGGAUAUGCUCUUCCCGACACAACCCCACACGAUUUGGUUUUGUUAUGUGGUGGCGAUCGAGCACAAACCGAGAGUCCACAUUUAGAGCCCGGUGCCCCACCACCGCAAAAGGUGACCACUCCGAGGACAUUUGAGGAUAAAAGAAAAGAUAACUAUGACAAGGGGCAAGCAGAAUUGGAACGAAGAAGACAAAUAUUGCAAGAAGAGGAAGAUCGUCGACGAGCAGAUAUUGCAAAAAAAGAAAGAGAAGAAUUUGAGAGAAGAGAAAGAGAAAGAAUGGAAAAAGAAAGAAGAGCUGAGGAAAUGAGAAGAGCCGAAGAAGAGAGAAUGAGAGCUUUGGAAGAACAACGAAUGGAGGAGGAAAAGAAACGAGAAGCAGAAAGGGAAACACAGAGAAAAGCACAAGAAAAGAUUAGAAUGGCUGAGAUGGAAAAAGUACGAAUCAAGGAGAUGCAGUCAGCAAAAGAGCGAGAAGCCGAACAAACCGCUCAACGGCAACAACGACAGAAAACACUUGGAUUUCAGUUACAGGCUCUUGAUGAAAAGACAACGGAUAUGAAUGAAAACAUUACGGAAGCAAGAAAGAAAAUCGAGGAGAUCACGAAAGAAAUCGAAGGAAUGAGAGGAGAGCGGGAUGAAAAAAUGAAGAGAAUUCAACAAUUGCACACACAACAUCAACAGAUGGCCGUGAAGAGUCAAGAGUUAGCCCAUGCGCUCCUCCAAUUACAGAGUGCCAAUCGUGAAACGACCACACAACUUGAUGAAAUUGAUCGAACACAAACAAGAGCCGCCGAAACGAGGGUUUUAGUGGGAAAGUUGAAGGAAGAAGUUGAAGAAGUACGAGAAAGGACUGAGACACAAACUGCACUACUGGCGAAAAAAGAAGAAACACUAGAACAACAAAGACCGGACUUUGAAGCGUUUAAGGCAGAUUACACGGAAGCCUUGAGAUUAUUGACAAAACUUCAAAUUGAAGCUAGACAAAAAGUUGAGGAAAAGAGAAGAUUGGCACAACAACAGGGUUUCCAAUCAAAGCAGCCCUCACAGGAAUCGUUCUCUAAUGUUCAAAACCCAUUUCAACAUACCGAAACAACUUCUUUGACACAUGGCACCUCAAAUCAACUCCCUUCUACCGCAUCUUCAACAGGAACAUCCAAGUAUAGAGCCAAGUACGAAUUUCAAGGUCGAACCGAGGAUGAGUUAUCUUUCUCGGAAGGUGAUGUGAUUCUCGUUUUUGAGGGACAUGCUUCAGAACCGGGUUGGUUGGCUGGACAAAUCAAAGAUCGAGUGGGAUGGUUCCCGGCCGCUUUUGCUGACCCUCUCGCUCCAAUCAACCCAACUAUUACACAGCCAAUUCAAUCGGCAUCUGAAGUGGCCACCUCACCGUCAUUAGAGCGAAUUGCCGAAGAGGAACCAGUUGAAACUGUAGCUUCGAUCCUUCAGAAAACAAAUCUUGUCUCCACAAUGGGCGCACCUGUCUCUUCGUCCGCACAUGUAAUCUGCGUAUGUACCGCACAAUUUGCUUGGCGAGCCCGAAACGAGGAAGAUCUCAGUUUCUCAAAAGGCGACCAAAUUGAAGUUAUCGAGCAACAAGAAAUGAAAUGGAAAGGAAAAAAAGUCGAUGGAUCGGUGGGGUGGUUCCCAAAAAGUUAUGUCAAAAUUGAUAAGGCCUCAUCGGCCCAAACAAACGGUAACAUCCAGGCUCUUCCACCUGCUUAUGACACUCCGCCAGGAGAUAUCCCACCGAGUAUCAGUCAACAGGCAAUCAAGCAGCAGCAAUCAAUCACCUCUCCCCCACCACCGAUAUAUGACGCGCCACCGGGAGACUUUUCUGCAGCAGUAAUCCCCGCGUAUGACACUCCGCCAGGUGGUGACGUGAUUACAUCGACAAGUCAACACAGUCUCGCUGAAGCUGCUUGGAAAGCUCCAUCAAACGAUCAGCCAAAUGGAGAGUGGUUUGUAGCGGUGUUCGAUUUUGACGCUGUUGAGGAUGGGGAUCUUGCGCUAAAAACUGGAGAUCGAAUCCUCGUCAUUCAACAACAAGAACAAUGGUGGAGGGGAAUUUCCCAAGGACGCGAAGGGGUCUUUCCGGCAAAUUACGUCCAGAAAGCUGAGGCAACAAACGGCCAAAGUGCAAGCAGUUUUCAUGGAACAGAACGAGCAAAAGCGAUCGUUGAAUUUACCGCUUCAGCGCCGAAUCAACUUGCCCUUCGUCCAGGAGAUAUCAUUACUGUUCGACAAAAGAGUGAACAAGGAUGGUGGGAGGGAGAAACGGUGAGAAAUGGGACAAUUCACGCAGGAUGGUUUCCAGGAAAUUACGUGCAAGUUGAGGAACAAACAGUGCUGUCCCCAAGUGGAGAUCUUGCAGUGGCUCAAUUUGAUUAUGAAGCCACACAGCAUGAUGAACUAUCAUUCAAAGCUGGAGAUAAGAUUUUUGUUACUUCGAAACACGAUGUUGAGUGGUGGGCAGGACAUUUACAGGAAUCCCCAAGUCGAUCCGGUCUCUUCCCAUCAGCCUACGUACAAAUGCACGUUGGAGGUCCUUUACAAAACACCGAACAAGAUCAAAGACCAAACAUCAUUUCAUCAGCAUCGUCUCAUCAUCCGCAUAAAUCACAGAAACUCAUCCAACUCACGCAGGAAUUGCUAAUUUCUGAAGAAAAAUAUCUUCAUGAUCUCGAGACGGCAAGCAGAAUAUUCAUCAGACCCUUGUCAAAGGUUAUUUCACCCACAGAAAUCGAGGUUUUAUCGAUGAAUUGGGAUCAACUGGUAAAACUAUCAAAGGGUAUAACACAACGGCUCAAACAAGGUCAAACACCGGGCUCAGCUUUACUCUCCGAAAUCGAAGGUCUUCAACAAUUUAUCGGUUUUUGUUCAAAACAACAAGUUGCUGUCGAUGUACUCGAGAAACUUUUGAAAGAUUCGUCAAUUCAAAGAAUCUAUUCAACUUGUUGUCAAAAUCCGGCAGCUCGGGGAAUGAGUCUGCACACGUUGUUUCUCGUGCCACUUGGAAGGAUCACAAGAUAUCCUCUUUUGAUCGAGAAAAUGAUUGAAGCUUCAGCUCCCGAUUCAUCCGAUAUAGCCUCUUUAGAUAUGGCUCUCUCGGUGACAAAGUCAAUUUUGGAGGAAAUAAAUCGAUCCAUAAACGAGUCAGAUACAAUGUGUUUCCUGGGUUGGUGCCAAUCCCAUCUGCGUGUUUCCAUUCAACCACCACUUGAAUUCGCGGCUCCAACGAGAUUUCUGGGUUCUCGUCGUGUGCUUCACUCAGGUGUUCUAUGGAAAGCUCGAUCGGGUAAAGUUCUCAUCUCAAUUCUCUUCAAUGAUUUUCUGCUCCUCGCCACUCCGAAUGAGCCAAUUCAUGAUCCAUCGACCUUCAAGUUGUCACAUCAAAGUGAUAUCCAUUUAACUACGUAUCGUCAACCAUUCCUUCUUAAUCAAAUCAUCGUGACAAAAGACGAGAUUGACACGAACUUCACGCUGCAUAAUGAUACUUAUAAAGAAGAGUGCAAAUUGAAAGCGGCAAGUGGAAAUGCAUGUCGACUUUGGCUGAGCCACCUUGGCCCGGCCAUCGAAACAGCUCAUCAAAGGGCAAAACCUCGUACUUCGUCAACGACCCGUCCACCAAUUGGUCGUUUACUUGUCGAAGUAGUGGCUGUUGAAUCGGGUGGAGUAAAGACUCUUAAUCCACACUCACUGCUUACCAUUCGACUGGGAUUGCACGAUAGCAUUGAGUGUUUUCAAGUGGAUCCAAGUCGAGCCGAGAUCAAGCAAUCUACCCAAUUUACAUUUACGGAGACUGGUGGAAUGCUUCGAGUGGCACUUCUUGAACCGAGGGUUUUUAGCCCUGAUGUACCGUUAUACGACGAAAUGGCGAUCCCCCUGCCACAAUUGAUUGCUGAUUGUUCUCAACAUCGAGGACCGAUCAGAAAAACCAUUCAGCUAUUUCAGGGUUCAAACGGUACGAACUCGACGAAAAAACAAAAGGCGAUCAUUCAGAUGAAAUUCGUCGUGCACAUUUACGAGAGUGCACUC
Molecule: messenger RNA, 4707 nt
Organism: Mesorhabditis belari
Lineage: Eukaryota; Metazoa; Nematoda; Chromadorea; Rhabditida; Rhabditidae
Source: the annotation of a GenBank genome assembly